GGAAAAAGGAGGCGGAACCUAUGCUUGUGGCCGGGAGGCAUGGUAACUCGGCUGCUGGUAAAGUUUGGGGAUUGGGAGUACUUGUAUCUCUGAGCGAAAGAGCGAAGUGGGGGUGAUCUAUCAGCGCUAGGCCCGUGGCCCUUCCUUCAGCACGGAGACGAAGAGAAAUAAAGGCUGGGCCACGUAUUAUAAUAGACAUAGUACACAGUGUGGUGGGAAACCCAGACGGUGUAGCUCCAUUCACUGCGACAAUGUCCGAUGACCCUAGCUCCCUGCCCUGGUCAAUCCAGAGGGAGGAUUAUGAGCUCAAGGAGGUCAUUGGUAGUGGAGCCACAGCUGUGGUUCAGGCUGCCUACUGCAUCCCAAAGAAGGAACGAGUUGCAAUCAAACGCAUCAAUCUGGAAAAAUGUCAGACCAGCAUGGAUGAACUUCUGAAAGAAAUUCAAGCAAUGAGCCAAUGCCAUCACAGGAACAUUGUGUCAUAUUAUACCUCAUUUGUGGUAAAGGAUGAGCUCUGGUUGGUAAUGAAGUUGCUCAGUGGUGGAUCUGUACUAGAUAUAAUUAAACAUGUGAUAGCAAAGGGAGAUCACAAAAAUGGAGUUUUGGAGGAGACUGUCAUAGCUACCAUUUUGAAGGAAGUACUGGAGGGGCUUGAUUAUCUGCACAGGAACGGGCAGAUUCAUAGAGAUUUGAAGGCAGGAAACAUUCUUCUUGGUGAGGAAGGCUCCGUGCAAAUUGCAGAUUUUGGUGUAAGCGCAUUCCUGGCAACAGGAGGUGACAUGACCAGGAAUAAAGUGAGAAAGACCUUUGUUGGCACACCCUGUUGGAUGGCACCUGAAGUCAUGGAACAGGUUAAAGGGUAUGACUUCAAAGCAGACAUUUGGAGCUUUGGAAUUACAGCCAUUGAACUGGCUACGGGAGCAGCUCCUUAUCAUAAAUACCCACCAAUGAAGGUUUUAAUGCUAACUCUUCAGAAUGAUCCCCCCUGUUUGGAGACAGGUGUGCAAGAUAAGGAAAUGGUCAAAAAGUAUGGCAAGUCCUUUAGAAAGAUGAUUUCACAGUGUCUACAGAAAGAUCCAGAAAAAAGACCUACAGCCGCAGAAUUUUUAAAGCACAAAUUUUUCCAAAAAGCAAAGAACAAGGAAUAUCUUGAAGAAAAAUUGCUAGCUCGAGCACCUACUAUGGCAGAAAGAUCAAAAAAGGUGAGAAGGGUUCCAGGCUCCAGUGGUCGAUUACACAAAACAGAAGAUGGUGGCUGGGAAUGGAGUGAUGAUGAAUUGGAUGUAGAGAGUGAAGAAGGAAAGGCUGCAGUUUCUCAGUUGCGGUCUCCCAGAGUGAAGGAGUCUCCACCGGGCCAAGAGCUUUUCACGUCAGCAGAAGCACCAAGCUCAAAUGUUCAAGUCCCUUUCCAAACCCCACAGGUGCUACCUCAGCCAACACCAAAAGUACCCGAUGCCAAUCUGGUGCCUGCUGGCCAGCCUUCAGCGUUAGCAGCCCCAACACCUGUGGCAAAACCAGACCCGACUCAGCAAGCUCCAGCUCAGCAUCAACUACCGGCAUCUCAGCUGGCUCCUGGUUCCACUGCUGCAGAUACGCACCAAACACCCAUUAGCCUUGUGUUAAGAUUGCGGAACUUAAAGAAGGAGCUGAAUGACAUAAGAUUUGAAUUUACUCCAGGUAGAGAUACAGCAGAUGGUGUUUCCCAAGAACUUGUCUCUGCGGGUCUGGUUGAUGGAAGAGAUGUAGUAAUAGUUGCUGCAAACCUACAGAAGAUAGUGGAUGAGCCAGCUACAAAUAGAUCUGUCACUUUCAAAUUGGCUUCUGGAGUUGAAGAAUCUGAUAUUCCUGAUGAUGUUAAGCUCAUAGGAUUUGCACAACUUACCAUUAGUUAAACCACACUACAACAGAAUAUAAACUUGCUGACCCCAUCUGUGAAUAGGUAUCUCACUGGUGUUGGCCGGAGGAAACUUGUACUGCCAAAGAGUGAUGAUCUUUGCCUGUAGGACUCGCAACAUUUGCCCUGCCUCUCCCCUGUAAUGAGGAAUGUACAAAUAGAAGUGAACUGAGUAUUUGCUUUCACUACACAAGAACGAAAUAGAUGCCAUCGAGAGCUUUCUACAAGAUUUCAGCUUGCAGAUUUCCCCCAUCUGAAGCUGGGUGCCUGAUGAGGGCAAGCUAAAAUUGCCAGUUCUCAUCUACUGUUUUUCCUCUUCUAUGUUUUCCCAUCUCAAAUAACCCCACUACCCUGGUUUCUUUUCAAAAUUGCCUUAUUUUUGACAGUGCUUUACUGAUCAGUAAGCAGAGAGGGGACUUCCCCACAGUUCUUGAAGAGAUCUAGUGCAUCAGAUUGAGAAAUUGUGUGGUUUCAGUAACUAGUCCUUGUUGAUUAGCCUUUCUCUUAAAAAUAAAACAUAACAAAGAUGAAAACAAGUAUAGAUUGCAAUUAAGAAUACAGUUCAUCUGAGAUUUUCUUUCCAAAGGGCUGCAGCCCAAAUUGAUGGGCAGCAAGUAUUUUUGAGUUUGCAUUUAUUAUGCACUCAGGCUGCCAGGCACGUCAUUAACUGCCUUUGAUGUGAUUUGAAAGUAGAUUUUCUUUUUGUUUGUGUGGUAAAAGUAAGACAGAAUUUAAAUAUAAAUGUUAAUGAAGAUUAAUUCUUUUUUCCAUUUAUCUAAUAUAAAUUGUUAUUGCGCAAUCUGCAUCCCGCCUUUAUAAUAGUGUAAAUUUAAAACUCUCCAGUCAGCUUUUUUUCUUUAUUAACGCAUUCCUGGUGCAAUGGGAGAAUUUGGUUUUGAGCAUUUUCCUUCAAAUUGUCUGAUCUUUUAGCUCAAAGGAUUUAAGUUUUACCUGUGAAUAUUGAAAUUGUAUCAGAUUCUCUUGAAAGUUGAAAGCAUGAUUGGGUUCAAACUAUGGUAGUUUUGAGUGAUUUGUUGAACUUGUUACUCAGUUGGGGUCACAUAAUGAAAGUAAUACACUAUGUGCUGCAUUCCGUAUUAAUGUGAUUGGGGCUUACACAAUAUAUAGGUACUAUCAUGCUGUAAAGAUCACACGUAAGCCUUUACACUUAAAAUUUGCACUAAUACUUUGGUAUGAACCUAAUUUGUUUCUCCAAAUCUGGUCCAUUAUAGCCAUCACUGAGAUGUAUGCAAUAUGUACUCCUGAUGCUUGUUAGCUGCAUAAAACUUUGCAGAUGGUGUCUGAACAGCAUUAAGAUGAACUGCUGUUUUUUUUGGCAUAAUUUGAGAGUUCGUCAUGCCAUCCUUCACUUGUAGUGACAACAGAGUACUGCGUGCAACUAAUUGUCUUUGCAGUACUAGUUACAUAGGAAAUUCAAUACAGAUUACAUGCAGCAACAACCAGUGGUAAUAAGGGUUCAAGUGGGAUGGAUGUGUUACCCUGAUCAAGGUGUUGAUGGAAAUUGGCUGCCUGGUUUUGAACAGCCAUAGAUGGUGGUGGUUAAGACUGCAGCUGUUUGUGUGCCACAGUUGUGUUUGUCCCCCACCCUACCUCAGCAGAUUUUUACAAAUCCUAAGAAGUUUCUAUCCUGAUUUCUCCAAUGUGUGUAUCAGUUUUCAGACCAAUGCUACCAUUAGGCAAAAAUGUUUGUAUUGAAAAAGUUUGGUAAGGCUGAGGGAAGCCUUUAACUUAUUUUAUCCAUCUAAAAAGAUCCUACAGUUUCCCCUACUUUUUUUUUUUGCUGCAUCAUAUUGCCUCAACUAACUCUAAGUUAUUAACUACUAUGUCUGGCAGUAUUUUCUAAUUGUUGGUCACACUGAAGAAUUCCUUCCCGAUCCUGAUUUACUGAUCUGAUAUGUGCCUCUAUCCAAGUCUUGAAAUUUAAAUUAAGCAGCAUUCCAGACAAUCAUUUAUUUUCUUCAUCCAUUUGAAUUGUUACUAAAAAGUCAUCUUUCUUUCCUAACUGAAAAACUAGAACGAGAGAAUAAAGGCAUUAUCCAUUGGGUAUGAUACAGCUGCCCUCCAGUUAGCACAAGUCAGUCAACCUUGUGUAACCAAAUUAAAAAUCCUCAUUUAAGGAAAGAUUUGUGGAGGAGUAACUGGAGCCACAUAAUUGCAUAGUUUGUUUGACUGGUGCUUUUAAAAUAUUGUUUAAAAGCAUUUGGCUAAAUAGUGGAAAGAGCUUUUUGAAAGAGACACGUACAUUUUGACAUUAUUGAAUUUGAUUGAAUUAUUUGAACUGUAAAUAAGAAAAAAUUGUUUUUAGAAUUAUUUUAAAAUCACUGAGUCCUUCAUUCUUGGACCUACUGGUUUUUGAAUAUUUUACGGAUAUGAAUAUUUUGGCUUUGACAGGAAAGCUUUUGAUUUGUCUUCCAUCACAUGGGAAUUAUAGGAUCUUUCAUGUGACCCAGCUACAUGAUUUCUAACAGCUUUUUUCUAAGUUUGUAUAGACCUAGCAUUGGUUAUUUUAUUAAUAUUUGCCUAUUAAUUGGGACUGAGGACUGCUGUUGCUAAGGCUAACUCACAAAUCGGUGUAUACUGAUUGUAACACAAGGUGUAAAAUAUUGUGAUCACUUUUCUUCAACAUGAUUGUUUUGGAUUUUUUUGCAUGGUUUUGCUAACUCCUUUUAAUCAAUAAACAGCAAAAUAUCUUUUGUGUGCUUAAAGUUGAGACUUCAACUAUCUAAUACCUGGUAACAAAAUAAUUGUGUACAAGAAAACGUGUUUAAAAACAAUUUAAUGGAUUUGGGUCCUGCAUUCCAAUCACAAUGAUAUUUAUUUUGCAUGAUAUCUUAGCUAUCAUUUAUUUGUUAAAAUUUGACACAACAGAAUACAGCACAAGAUGAAGAAUGGCACUUCUUUCCAACGUUCAUAAAAUGUAGCUUGGUUGAUGAAGCCACAUUUGAAUUUAAGACCCAUUUUCUCUUGACCCAAUUUAAUAAAUAUCAUGAAUAUCAUUUCUUUGAAGAAUCAUCAAAUGAGACUAGUGGCAUCUUAGCUAGCAAAUAUCCCCCGACUUGUAUUGUCAAAGCAAGUUAUCUGGUCAUGACCUCCUUGCUGGUUGUGAAGGAUUGCUUCCUACAAAUUGGCAGCUACAUUACAAUAAUCAGGUAUACCUCAAAAGUGAUUUUGGAUAUGCCAGAGCUUUGUGGUUCACAAUAAAUGCAAGUUCUUUUACUCAAUGCAGUCAAAAUUAGGUAUCCCCUAUACCUGAUAAAGUGGUUGAUGAGUAUAUUUCAUAGUCUUCUGCUUGUAACCCAUCCACUUCAAAGUUUGAUGUGUUGUAUAUUCAGUGAUGCUCUUCUGCACACCACUGUUGUAAAGUAUAUUUCGUUGAGUUACUGUUGCCUUCCAGCCAGCUGGAACCAGACUGGCCAGUCUCCUCAGACCUCCCUUCAUUUCUAAUUCCAUCCUCGGAAGAGAAAUUGUUUACUGUACUUGUGUUUAUUUGCAAGUCAUGACAAAGCACACCAAUGUGUCUCUCUAUAACAUUUAAAAAAAAAAAUAUUUUGCCCUGCACCUUUGAGUAUAUUGUGUCAAAUUAUGAAUUAUACAUUUAGGUGCAAGUUGCACACUUAAAUUGUCUUCAUUUUUUUUCAUGUUCACUGCAACUCAGACUCCAUUGUAGUUCUGCAUCUGAAUUAAAUGUGCAACAUAUCCAAGUCAUUAAUGUUGUGUAGAAUGUCAUUCGGCCCACAGUGUUGUACUGAACCAUCUUAAAAAAAAAAAGCAAAUCAAAAAUGCCCAAACAUUAAUCCCUCCUACCUGCACCAUGUCCAUAUCCCUCCAUCUUCCUUACAUCUAUGUGCCUAUCCAAACAUCUCUUAAAAGCCUCUAAUUUAUUUGCCUCUACCACCAUACCAGGCAGCAUAUUCUAGGCAUCCACAACUGCGUUUUUAAAAAAAACACAAACUUGUACCCAAUAUCCCUCUGGACCUACCCCCUCUCACCUUCAAUGCAUGCCCUUUGGUAUUACACAUUUCAACCCUGGGAAACAGAUACUGCUAUUCACUCUAUUUAUGCCUCUCAUUAUCUUGUAAACAUCCAUUGGAUUCCACACGGACCCCCCCCCUCCCACUUCUGACACUCCAGAGAAGACAACCCAAGUUUAUCCAGCCUUUCCUGAUAGCACAUGCCCUCGAAACCAGGCAGCAUCCUGCUAAACCUUUUCUGCACCCUCUCCAAAGCCUCAACAUCCUUAAAGUGAGACAACAAAAACUGUAUGUAAUAAUCCAGGUGUGUCCUAACCGAUUUUAUAAAGUUGCAAUAUAACUGCUGACUUUUGAACUCAAUACCUUGACCAAUAAAAACAAGCAUUCCAAAAAGCUUCUGAAUCACCUUAUCAACCACUGUAGACACUUUCAAAGAACUAUGACCUUGGAUCCCAAAAUCUCUCUGCUCAGCAACACUUAAGGACUGUGCCCUUACCAGUGUACUGUCUUGCAACACCUCACGUCUAUGUCUCAAGUUUUUGUGUAGCCCAUUGGAGUACUUUUGACUUGUAGUUAGUUAUUAUUAGUAAAUACAGUAGCCAGUUUAUAUGCAGCAAGCUUACAUAAAUAUAAAUGCAAUUAUCUUUAGUGUUAUAGUGAAUACCAGAUUUGCACCCCACUCUGAUUUUUGCCAUGAGAUCUUUUGCUUUCACCUAAGAGAGUAAAAUGAGACCUUGGUUUAAUAUUCAUCCAUAAAAGAGAGUGGUGUAGAUAUUUCCACAGUACUGCACUAGUGUGCCCUACCAUUCACUGUGUAAGACUUAUCCUGGUUGGUCCUACCAAAGUGCAAUAUCUCAUACUUGUCUGCUUUAAAUUUCAUUUGUAAGCCGUGAUAGCCGCCUUUGCUGUUCAUUACAUUGUCAUCUCAGUGUCAUCUGCAAAUUUGCUGAUCCAUUUCACCACAUUAUCAUUCAGAUCAUUGAUACAGAUGAUAAACAACAACAGACACAACACCCAGCACCGAUCCCUGUGGCAUACCACUAGUCACAGGCCUCCAGUUAGAGAAAAAACCCUCUGCUACCACUUUCUGGCUUCUCCCGCGAAGCCAAUGUUGAAUCCAGUUUGUUACCUCCUCUUGAAUGCCAAGCGACUGAACCUUUUUGACCAGCUGCCCAUGUUGGACUUUGUCAACUGCCUUGCUAAUGUCGAUGUAGACAACAUCCACUGCCUUCCUUCAUCCACUUUCUUGGUAACUUCCUCAAAAAACUCUGAUUGGUUAGACACACACAUGUCCAUUCUGACUAUCCUUAAUCAUGUCUAUCCAAAUUUACUUAUAUAUCCGAUCCCUUAGAAUAUCUUACAAUAACUUUCCCACAAUUGAUGUCAGACUCACUAGCCUAUAAUUUCCUGGUUUAUGUUUCGAGCCUUUUUUUAAACAAUGGAAGAGCAUCUUUAAGCACAGCAUAUUGAACCUUGAAAUGAAUGGGCUACAGCAGCAGCAGACAAAGAUCGAUGGCCAUUUUAUUAGGUAAAGGAGGUACUUAAUAAAGUAGCCACUAAGUGUAUAUCAAAACAUGCAGUGAAAUGUGUUAUUUGCAUUUAUAACCAACAUAGUCUGAGGAUAUGUUAGCAGCAGCCCACAAGUGUCGUCAUACGUUCUGGCAUCAACAUGUUAUUUAUUACCCAUGCAGAGCCGAACAUAGCACAAGGCUUGAUAAAGAUAUAAGCUUGUCAACACCUACUUCCAGAAAUGGAGAAAUAGAAAAGAUUAACUUUGACAUAUUUCACUAUGUUUUGAUGUACAUGUGACAAACGGUCCGAGGAUGUGCUGAGGGUGGUUUACAAGUGUCAUCAUGUAUCCAGCGCCAGGAUAGCGUGCUGCAACUUACUAACCUUUAUGCAAACAUUUUUUGCAAUGUAUUGGGAAACCGGAGCACCCAGAGGUAAUGGGAAGAACAUACAAACCCCUCAAACACAGUAGUGGGAAUUGAACCCUAAUCUGAUCGCUGGCUAAAAGUGUUAUGCUAAGUGCCACACUGCUGUAAUUUUUGUAUGACAUUCUUGAAUUAAGUCUAGAAUUUGACUAUUGCUAGAAAUUUA
Messenger RNA from Mobula hypostoma (lesser devil ray), 7986 nucleotides. RefSeq names its product serine/threonine-protein kinase OSR1-like. NCBI's taxonomy places the organism in Eukaryota, Metazoa, Chordata, Chondrichthyes, Myliobatiformes, Myliobatidae. Gene Ontology annotation, cellular component: cytoplasm. The coding region runs from base 252 to 1892 and encodes 546 amino acids. Gene Ontology annotation, biological process: protein phosphorylation. The record is from RefSeq and is a predicted model, not a curated record. Gene Ontology annotation, molecular function: ATP binding; protein serine/threonine kinase activity. The transcript is spliced from 18 exons.